Prosopis cineraria is the source of this 7438-nucleotide messenger RNA. Its product is annotated as protein TIC236, chloroplastic-like. The transcript has 23 exons. The coding region runs from base 662 to 7123 and encodes 2153 amino acids. Gene Ontology annotation, cellular component: plasma membrane. The record is from RefSeq and is a predicted model, not a curated record. NCBI's taxonomy places the organism in Eukaryota, Viridiplantae, Streptophyta, Magnoliopsida, Fabales, Fabaceae. Gene Ontology annotation, biological process: protein secretion.
AAGUCGGCAAGUAGCUACAGGCCAUGAAGAGUUUUUGACUUUUUCCCCCAAAAAAGUCUCCCUCGUCUGUAGCUUCGUGUGAAACCUAACGGAGCGUUUAGUAAAGAGCGCACAGAUCCUGGGCAAGCCUAACGCGAAUUGCCACGGAGAGGUUGUUGCUAGAAUCCAGGCAACCCGCCGUGACAGCAGGAAACUUCAUUAUCGUCAUUUUGAAGGUUCUACUUAAGCAUUUCCGGUAACCCAAGUAAUCAAAUAUGCUUCCACUUUAUUCUUCCUUUUUAGAGCCAAAUAAACAAUGCAAGAAACUAGCCGAACUUUGCUUCCUUUUUGUCGAGACUCCGAAUCACAGUCCGACACCCAAAGAGAGAAACUCAACAAACAGAAUCUCACACUCUACUUCAUUUGUAUCUUCGGGGUCAGUCCAUCAGGCUCGAGCGCGUUGUUCCUAUUCGCGCAUGACAGUUUACAUUCAAUGUAAGGAAUUUUUAAAAUUUGUUUAUUUUAUAUAAGAGCAUGGGUUGAAUCGAUCCAUGUUGUUGCUUCCAGAGGCUCUGAAUGUUUAGGAUGCUCUGGGGUCUUCUAAACUAUUAAAAGACUGGGAAGAACAGCUUCUUGGUCCCUUACAAAUGACCCACAAACAGUUUGGUGGAUGUAAGAGAAGAUGAUGAACGUGAAAACUCACAGCUUCUUUCUGGGGAUUUCUCUUCACGGCUCUUUGGAACUCAUCGGCAGUAAUUCGGAGCUUUUAAAUUUAAACAAAUUUUUGUUGCCGAAAAGGGAUAUUUCCAGAUGCAUUGUAUCUGCAAAACAAAGACACUUGGUGAACCAAGUUUUUAGGUUCUCUCAUUUUAGUCGGGGAAAUGUGGUGUCACUGAGGAGAAACCUUGUCUCAAAAAAUCAGUCGAGGUGGAAAUGCUUCAAGAAGCCAUUUCCUCCAGGCAAGGCUCUGGAGAGCUAUUUAACCCCUUUGUGGAAUGAAGGGCUGCUUUUAAUUAGAGCCUCUGUUUAUACAGCAAUUAUCUUUGGGAUGUGUCUAUUGGCAUGGUAUGGGCAGAGUAAAUCUAAGGGUUUCAUUGAAACUAGGCUGUUGCCUUCUGUUUGCUCUGCACUUAGUGAACACUUUCAGCGUAAGCUUGAGUUUGGCAAGGUUAGAAGAAUCUCACCAUUCAGCAUGACAUUGGAGUCAUGUUCAUUUGGGCCACAAAAGGAAGAAUUUUCUUGCGGUGAGGCUCCCACAGUUAAGCUUCGUCUUCAUCCUUUUGCAAGUCUAAGGAGGGGAGAGCUGGUGAUUGAUGCAGUUUUGUCACGCCCAUGUGUCCUAGUAGUGCAAAAGAAGGACUAUACUUGGUUAGGAAUUCCAUCAUCUGAAGGUGGCAUGAAGAGGCACUUCUCAACUGAGGAAGGGAUUGAUCAUCGUACAAAAAUUAGGAGGCUUGCGAGAGAGGAAGCAGCUGCUUGCUGGGCAAAAGAAAGGGAUGAAGCAGCUAGAAAAGCUGCAGAGAUGGGUUACGUAGUUUCUGAGAGGACUGCUACCCUAUCCGAGGGUGAUGCUUUGGAGGACAUUGCUGCUCAAUCAGCAGAAUCAAUUAAGUCCGAAUCCUUUUAUUGCCUGAAUGAGGGGAAGCAUGGCCAUCAUUGCAUGAACUCAGGAAUUGAUUAUGACAUGAAACAUGCUGACUUGGAAAAAUCAUUUGGCGUGAAAUUUCCAGGUUCAGGGCUUCAAGUUUGGCCUAGGGGAAUAAAAAGACGUAGAAAGCCCAAGUUUAAGAGUAAGGUUAAUGGGAGUGGCAGCACUGCCUCUGCUGUUGCUACGAAAGUAAAAAUUCUUGGGCAUAGUUCGCUAGCUGCUCAUACUUAUUUUCAAGGUCAAUUGCAUGACGAGCAUGGGGAGGCUAUAUUGCCAUCUGAUAGUUUUGAUUUUGUGAACCAGGAUACCUUUUUGGUGAAGAGCAAUGUUGACAAUAAUGCAAAAUAUGUUAUUGGUGAUAAUGAAACAAGAAAUGAUGGUGGAAAAAGAGUGACAGAGGUCAGAGAUCAUGGCGUUAAGACUCCUCUAAAUGCAAGUGUUAACGUGCAUUCAGAUUCUUCAAAAUGUUUUCAGGAUCCAAUGUUGCAGACAGGAGUUAGUAAGUGUGAAAAUUUACAAUCUCAUGGGGAUGUUGCAGAACCUGCAAAUACUGAUAGUUACAUAGCCAAAGAGAAGUUGGGACCCCUUGUUGCUGAUAGUCAAAUUGAUGAUAAUAAGUCCAAGGGCCAGAGAAAUUUGUCACCGGCAGAUUCAGUCUUUUUGAACCCUAGACCUCAUCUGGAAACAUAUCUUCAAUUUCCAAUUGAUCUCUUUUUUAUAAAAUUCGGCUCAACCUUAUUUUGCUUUCUUUCUGGUUCUAUUAAAAAAUUCAAAUCUUACAUGGGUCUCCAAGUUGAAGAUAGCGUUUCUGAGCAUGUUGGUGUGGCUGAUUUUCUUCAUUCUGAAGACGCAAAGUUUUUUCCAGUUACACUUGAGUCUGUUCAUAUCAGAGAUGCUACAGUGAUGCUACUUGCAUAUGGUGACGGGGAAGCUAGGGAGAUAGAAAAUGUCAAUGGGCAUGUGAAGUUCCAAAACUGCUAUAGCCGGGUGCAUGCUGAACUUGAUGGUAAUUGUAAAACAUGGAGAUCAGAUAUUAUGUCUGAAGAUGGUGGCUGGUUGUCUGCUAAUAUCUUUGUGGACACUUCUGAACAGAAAUGGCAUGCUAAUGUAAAAAUUGAUAAUCUAUUUGUCUCGCUAUUUGAAAGGAUUCUGGAAAUUCCAAUCACAUGGUCUAAGGGGAGGGCCAGCGGUGAGGUUCACUUGUGCUUGUCGAGAGGUGAAACAUUUACAAAUCUUUAUGGACAACUUGAUUUGACGGGGGUGGAUUUCCAAUUAUUGGAUGCUCCAUCAUGGUUUUCUAUUUCUGCAAGUUUACAUUUUCGUGGUCAAAGAAUAUUUUUACACAAUGCUAGUGGAUGGUUUGGAAGCAUUCCUCUAGAAGCAUCAGGAGAUUUUGGCAUGCAUCCUGAGGAAGGAGAAAUUCAUCUUAUAUGUCAGGUUCCUGUUGUUGAACUAAAUGCCUUGAUGAGAACUUUUAAGAUGAGACCUCUCUUUUUCCCGCUGGCUGGUUCAGUAACUGCUGUUUUCAAUUGUCAAGGCCCACUGUAUGCUCCUGUAUUUGUUGGUAGUGGAAUGGUUUCCAGGACCUUCUCUCAUAUAAAUGUUGAAACUCCUGCAUCUGCAGCAUCUGAAGCACUUGCUAACAGUAAAGAAGCUGGUGCAUUUGCAGCUUUUGAUCGUAUUCCAUUUUCACAUGUAUCUGCCAAUUUUACUUUCAACACUGAUAAUUGUGUUACUGAUUUAUAUGGAAUGAGGGCAAGCCUUCUAGAUGGUGGUGAAAUUCGUGGUGCAGGGAAUGUUUGGAUAUGCCCUGAGGGUAGGGAGGAUGAAGCCGCAAUAGAUGUGAAUUUCUCUGGAAGCUUGGCAUUUGAUAAAAUUAUGCUUCGUUAUAUACCUAGCUAUCAUCAUUUGAUCCCACUCAAAUUGGGCAAUAUAAAUGGAGAAACAAAAUUGUCAGGAUCUCUUUUAAGACCAAAGUUCGAUAUAAAAUGGACUGCACCUAAAGCAGAGGGGUCAUUCAACAAUGCCAGAGGGGAUAUCUUUAUAUCACAUGAUUCUGUAACUAUUGAUUCCUCUUCAGCUGCAUUUGAUUUGUUCAUGAGAGUUCACACAUCAGAUGUUGAUGAUUUUUCUCUUGAGAGAAAUGAAUUUUAUGCAGCUAGAACCAUUCCAUUUAAUAUUGAUGGAGUUGACUUGGAUUUGCGUAUGCGUGAUUUUGAAAUAGUCAGCUUAGGGUCUACUCUGUCAUUUGAUGCUCCAAGGCCUUUGCACUUGAAAACAACUGGAAAGAUUAAGUUUCAGGGAAGGGUUUCAAAACCUGGACAAAUUUCCGUGAAGAAAGGGCGGCAAGUGCUAGUAUUGGAGACAGGAAGUGAAGAUAGUCUUGUUGGUGAGGUUUUAAUAUCUGGUUUCAAGCUUAAUCAAUUAAUGCUGGCACCUCAGUUAUCUGGGUUUUUGAGAAUUUCUCCAACACAUAUCAAGUUGGAGACUUCUGGUAGGCCUGAUGAAAGUCUGGAAGUGGAGUUUGUUGGGCCAUUGCAGGUCAGUCAUGAAGAUGGUCUACAUAUUGGAAAACUGUUGUCCAUUUCCCUUCAAAAAGGGCAAUUGAAGACUAACAUUUGUUUUCAGCCACUUCAAUUAGCUAACUUAGAGGUACGGCAUUUUCCACUUGAUGAGUUAGAGCUUGCUUCUCUCCGGGGAAUCAUACAAAAGGCGGAAAUUCAGCUUAAUUUUCAGAAAAGAAGAGGACAUAGUGUCCUAUCUGUGCUUAAGCCAAAAUUCAGUGGUGUGCUUGGUGAAGCCCUAGAUGUGGCAGCAAGAUGGAGUGGAGAUGUUAUCACCUUAGAAAAAGCUGUCUUGGAACAAAACUACAGCCGUUAUGGAGUUCAAGGUGAAUAUGUUUUGCAUGGCGCUCCUUACCCUGUUGAUGGAAAAGGGGGUGACUAUCUUAAAAAGCAAAUGUCGGUGCCUCUUAGUAGUGUUAUAUCCUCAAUGGGCAGGUGGAGAAUGAGACUUGAGGUUCCUAGAGCUGAGGUUGCAGAGGUGCUUCCUCUUGCAAGGCUUUUUUCUCGAAGUAUGGACCCUGCUGUCUGUUCAAGAUCAAAGGAUCUAUUCAUUCAAAGUUUGCAGUCAGUGGGAUUAUAUGCUGAAAACCUUCAAGAACUGCUUGAGAUGAUUAGGGAGCACCAGGCUUCUAUGAAUGAUGUUCUUGAAGAUUUGAACCUACCUGGUUUAUCUGAACUCAAAGGUCACUGGUGUGCCUCACUUGAUGCUAGUGGUGGUGGACAUGGAGAUACCUUGGCUGAAUUCAACUUUCAAGGUGAGAACUGGGAGUGGGGAGACUACAAAUCUCAGCGCCUCUGGGCUGCUGGUGCUUAUAGUAAUGAUGCUGGUCUUCACCUUGAGAAAAUUUUUAUCCAGAAGGAUAAUGCCACCAUCCAUGCAGAUGGGACUUUGUUGGGGCCUAAAACCAACCUUCAUUUUGCUGUCUUAAAUUUUCCAGUUAGUCUGGUCCCAACUCUAAUUCAGGUCAUUGAAUCUACAACAACAGAUGCCAUUCAUUCUUUGCAGCAAUUAUUGGCACCAAUUAGGGGUAUAUUGCAUAUGGAAGGAGAUCUUAGAGGCACUUUAGCAAAGCCAGAAUGUGAUUUGCAAGUAAGGCUCUUGGAUGGUGCAAUUGGUGGAGUUGAUCUUAGACGAGCAGAAGUUGUUGCUUCUUUAACUUCAGCCAGUCACUUUGUUUUCAAUGCAAAAUUUGAACCUAUAAUCCAAGAUGGGCAUGUACACAUUCAAGGAAGUAUCCCUGUUUCUUUUGUGCAAAGUAACAUAUCAAAUGAAGAUGUAGGAUUUGAUAAAAAUCUGGUUACUGGGCCUGUACGAUGGAUGGAGAAGAAUAAAAUGAUGACUGAGGAUGCUAGUGACAAGAAAGCUUCUAGAGAUAGAAAUGAGGGUUGGAGUACUCAAUUAGAAGAAAGUCUUAAAGGUAUACACUGGAAAAUUUUGGAUGUUGAAGAAGUCAAGGUUGAUGUCGACAUAAUUGAUGGGGGAAUGAUGUUGUUAACAGCUUUAACUCCUUAUGCCAGUUGGCUUGAUGGCAAUGCUGAUAUCAUGCUUGAGUGCAGAGGUACAGUUGAUCAACCAAUUCUAAAUGGAUAUGCAUCAUUCCACAGGGCAUUGAUAUCUUCUCCGGUGCUCAAAAAGCCACUGACCAACUUUGGUGGAACUAUUCACAUAAAAUCAAACACAUUAUGCAUCACUUCAAUGGAGAGUAGGAUAAGCAAAAAAGGAAAACUGCGUGUAAAAGGGAACCUUCCCCUCAGAACUAGUGGUGAACCAGCCAAUAAUGACAAGAUUGAGUUGAAGUGUGAAGUUUUGGAAGUGAAGGCAAAAAAUUUUAGUGGUCAGGUGGACUCUCAGGUGCAAAUAACCGGUUCCAUAUUGCAACCAAAUGUAUCUGGGAAUAUUCAAAUCAGUCAUGGAGUGGUAAAUUUGCCUCAUGAUAGGAGUGCUGUUAUUGCUUCUACUAGAUUCCCAUCAAAUCAGUCUAUGCUUCCUGCUAGUGGAAUCAGCCGAGUUGUCGCUUCAAGAUAUGUUUCACGGUAUUUCAACUCUGAACAUGCUGCCUCAGGGAACAAACUUUCCCAAUCCUCUGUCAAGUUAACUCAAGUUGAAAGGGACAUGGAGCAAUUGCAAAUCGAACCAAACAAGGAUAUAUGUCUUAGAGACUUGAAACUCACACUUGGACCCGAGUUGAAGAUAAUAUAUCCUUUGAUUCUUGAUUUCACCGUUAGUGGAGACCUUGAGUUAAAUGGCCUAGCCCAUCCAAAAUUCAUAAAACCUAAAGGCAUCCUGGUAUUAGAAAAUGGUGAAGUUGGUCUUGGUGCCACGCAGGUGAGGUUAAAGCUAGAUCAUAUAAAUAUUGCGAAAUUUGAGCCUGAAUUUGGACUAGAGCCAAUGUUAGAUUUAGCAUUGGUUGGGUCUGGAUGGCAAUUCAGAAUUCACGGUCGAGCAAGCAAUUGGCAAGAAAACCUUACGGUGACUUUAGCUCACCCUGGGGAACAGGAUGCACUCUCAUUUAUUGAGGCUGUUAGGAAGCUUGAGAGUCAUUUGCCAGAAUCCAUUAUGGGAAAAGACGGUCGGCUUGAAAUCAACAAGCUGGCAACUGAAACUCUCAAAAAUUUGAUGCCAAGAAUCGAAGGGAAGGGUGAAUACGGGCAAGCAAGGUGGAGAAUAGUGUAUGCGCCUCAGAUCCCUAGUUUGAUGUCUGUUGAUCCUACAGUGGAUCCUCUCAAGUUACUUGCCAAUACUAUAUCCUUCGGUACAGAAGUUGAAGUCCAGCUAGGGAAACGUCUUCAGGCCACAAUUGUUAGGCAAAUGAAAGAGUCGCAGAUGGCAGUGCAGGGGACCCUGAGCUAUCAGCUUACAAAUCGCUUGAGAUUGCUGCUACAAUCUGCUCCAUCCAAGCGUCUUCUUUUUGAGUAUUCUUCUGCUAUAUAACAGGAUUAAUUGUUUAGCUUCCAUAUAGCUUUUUAAAAGAAAGCUACCAAUUUAAGUUGAAUUACUGCACUUGCCAGUUGGCAGGAUGCUGCAGAUCGAAUAAAUUCUAUUCUAACUUCAGAUUUACGUUCACAUAUUGUUAAAACAGAGGGGUCAUGGGGCCUUUUAGGCAUAUCAAAAGUAGAGUAGUUGAUGAUUCUUUUGCUCAGAUUGAGCUUGUUGACAGGCAGAUAAAAGAAUCGAUGUGUCUUGAGUGCAGUGUCUUAAUUUUGUACAGAAACUCAUUUUAAUGAAAGGAAAUAUAGUUUUUGUAGA